GUCCUAACGAGCAACCGGCGACCGAGUCGCGUCAUCGAUAAACUUCCUUUAGCGAUCAAACCUUGUGAAGAAUCAUGCGUUCGCGUCCGUAAAUACAGGUCUAAUCGGUCGCGUGCUCAAGUUCAAUCCGCGUUUCGUUAAUUCUCGUUCCGUGUGCGUGUAUUUCGUUGAUGAUUUUCGCGUGAGUCCGAUCGACAUCGAUCGAUCGUUUCCGGAAAGUUUCGGAGUGACUUCGGGCCCCAUCGAAGCGGCCUGAUUGGCCACGAUAUGUGACGAAGUUCAUCCUCUAUCGUGCGUGAACGACGCUUGCUCUUUGUUUGUUAUUCCAUCAACUGCAGUGUGCAUCAGUGAACAAACGGAAGUACGUGUUGAGCCCUGUGACAAGUGUCCACAUUUCCCGCGAUUUGCAAGUUGUUUGUGCGUACCAGUGGUGUCGAAGACGAGCCUAACGAAAAUUGUGUCAUCGUCUCGUCAUCGCGCUGAGCUUAACGAGGUAGCGUGCAGUUAACGUCGGCGUUGUUAGAGGACGAGAGUGGACGCUCCUGGCGCUUCUAAAUCCUCCAGGCUACAUCCUUCCAGUGCAAUGAGAAUAGUAGUGUUCGUGUGUUAAUGACUGACGAGCUUUCGAUCAAACAGUGUAAAAACGACAAAUGUAAACGGUGCGGAAAUACUGGUUGGAUGCUGAGGAAAAUGAGGAAGGACGUAACUGAUGGUGAACAUGUGAAAGUGUUUCUCUGGAGAGGAUUAGAUCAGUAAACGAACAAAGAUAACUACUUACAACUGAAGAAGAAAUAUUCGAUUAGACGAAGAAGAAAGAGAGGGACUCGUCUGCAAAAGAAUCAAAAAGGGAACAGAGGUGCCCUGUUUCAAAUUUCGAAACAGAAAUGAGCUGAGAAUCAGCUACGAUGUUGAGUCGUCUUUCGGCCGUGGUGGCCUCCAUUUUGGUUCACCAGCUACACGUUUUGUGGGCCGCCACUUCAUUAGGUGCUAAGCCAUUUCCCGGACUGGAAAACCUGCCGAAAUCGUUCUGGGAUGAGCUCAGCUCGCCUUUUACCGAGGUAUACGAGGUGGAAAGUUUUGCGACAGAAACUAGCGGCACGCCCGAGCCAAGACCCUUUUUCGAAGAUCCAGAAAGCAACAUAACCGUGCAACUCGGUGCUAAAGUGUACAUGCAUUGCAGGGUGCAGAACUUGCAGGAUCCUCUCAAAGUGUCCUGGGCCCGCAGACGAGGCGAGGAGCUUCACUUGCUCACCUACGGUCCGGACACAUACUCAAACGACGCCAGGUUCUCGUUGGAGUUUGAGAAGCCGAAUGAUUGGCGGUUGCUUUUGAGCACGGUGACCGAACGAGACGGUGGCCUGUACGAGUGUCAAGUCAGUGCUCAUCCUCCAUUAGUCAGAACUGUCCAUCUCACGGUAUCAGUACCGAGGGUAGAAAUCGUGGAUGAACACGGGGCGACGGCAGGUGACAAAUUCUACAAAGCGGGCAGCACGAUAGAAUUGAAGUGUGUGGUCAGCAAUAUACCGCAACCCACCGGGUACGUUACGUGGCGGCACGGAUCCCGAACGCUAAAUUACGACAUCACUCGUGGAGGAAUCAGUGUGAAGACGGACAUGGGCACCAGCGGUGCGACAUCCAGGCUCUACAUUGCGAACGCGAACAAAAAGGACAGCGGAAACUAUAGUUGCGCCCUGGCUGAUGUGGCGGCUGCUACCACGGUUUCCGUCCACGUUUUAAAUGGCGAGAAUCCAGCUGCCAUGCAACACGGCGGAGUAUCAAAUCAAAGAGCAGCCUUGCUCAUCGUCGUUCUCUUAACACUAUUAUCAUCGUUUCUGAGGUGACCGUGAUGACCCGAUCAUUCCACGGGCCUGCAAUUCGAAUGGUGCUAAAAGUUUCCUCGUUAACGAAGAAUACAUACCGAGAAAACUGAAGGAAACGAUCAGCUUUCGGGCCCAUAUCCCCCCGGUGGCGAGCAUUUCAACGACCGAACGCACUUUUGUGCUCGGUAUCAAACAUUUGUACCGAACCAGACGAACAAACAGAAACAUUUUCUCUCGACCAUACACGGAAACGUUCUGAACACGAACGAAACGGUACGUAUGCUUCUACGAAAUCAUUGUGUUCGACGAAGAAGCUUCCCUUUUUCAUUGAAAACAUCGAAGUAUACGGAAAAAUUCUCUCGAGACGGACAACGAAGUUUCUCGUCGAUCAAGAUCAAUUUUCAUUGGUCACUUUUAAACGUACCGCUCGGAACUUCCGCUUUCAUCGUGUUACAACAUUGUACACACAUCAGUUUUUAGAAAUCGUCGAGGACGUUUCUGAGGAAAGGGACAUAAGCGAAAAAUGACGAAUUCAGUGAAUCGUGUUAGUGAUCUUAGUUUUAGUUUUUCUAAUAUAUUGCUACGUUUGAAUUGUUAAUGUUGUUAUUCCCAUGAAGUAUAUAUAGAUAUAUAUGACAGUUAGUUGAAGACGAUUUACUGAGAUAGGGCCCAUAGAUCUAUAAAUGUUCUUUUCCAGAAACAUCCUCGAUUCCUGACUGCUCGAUGGUAAACACGAAACAGAAGGAGGGAUAUGAAUUAUUUAUUGAUAUUUGUUGAUAAGUAAGAUCGAGGCGGGAAGGAUCGAAUGAGAGUCACCGUGAUUUUUUGUUCGAGCAUAUUAACAUAUCAAUUGAUGUCUGAGUAAAAACUCAUGAUUCUUUCCUCUUAUUUUUGAUCGAUGAAGAUGAAAAUAUUUUUUCUUAUUUUUCAAUUGAUUCAAAAUUAAUAGGACAUUAAGUACCGAUUCGGUACUCCUUCGUAACAAUGAACGUGUCAAUAAAAAACAGUUCCUAAAUGAAAACUUAGCGGGUGGUGGGGCGAUCAAACUACAAACUACUAUGUAUAAACUAUGGAAAGCCAGCCCCGUAGCUUCGUGAUGGUCGUGAAAAUUCAUCAUCGUAAGUCAGAUUAGGUGGACAGGUGGGUAGAACCGUGUUAUCUUUCACCAGUGGGGUAGGCCACACGGAUGAAGGUAGGAAAGGGAUGAAAACUGAAAUUCAUCGAGGCUGGGGUUGAAAAAGCGAUUAGCACACGCGAUUGGUACGUCAUAGGGUGGGCGGAUGUGGAUUGAACAGGAUCGAUCGGCCGUGUAUCCGGCGUUUAUACAAGCACGUUUGGCCAGUCGUAGCCAGGCCCGGUGACCGAUGCAAAAAUCAUUGUCCUCCCAACGGUCUGGUAAUCAAAGUGUUUAAAUUUGUAGCGGCGAAGGGAAGGGAAUGCAAAUUUGCAUACUGCUGUAUACGAUAAACAGUGAAGGGCGAUGGUGGGGGAGGGGGUUGGCAGGAAGUGAUUUCGAGAUUUUAUGAGCGGUCAUUGUCUGCGUGGCUGAGUGCUCCCGGCGUUGUAGAAACUCGCUUACUGCUUUAUACGUGUCGAGUAAUAAUUUCGACCGGUCCUGCCCGACCAUUAUUCGACGCUUCAACUUUUCACGACCAGCCCCGUGUUUGACGUUGUUUGGGUUUCUAAUUUUCCGUCGGGAAAAUUCUUUUAUUUCCUUUGGCCGACCCUGCGUCGCUUUGUAUUUUAUUUUCCUUCGAAAGGAACAAGUCUACCGUUAGAGGAUACGUGAAAUGCCUAACGCGAUUUCAUUAGAUAAAAGUUAAAUGACUCUUCCGUUGUAACAAGUGUAGUAACUGUGACAGAGAGAAGAGAGAGAGAGAUAUAUAUAUAAAAUUUGAAUUUAAAUUUUAAUGGAAAUGACUAUGGAGAUCCUUCGUUAAUAUUCUUGCAAUUAGCUUAAAAUGGCUAAAUAUAAAGCAUUUUAUAAAGGAUAGAAAUAUUCACCUAUAAAAAGAAACAUUUCAUUUUUCAUGGUGUUCUCUUAUCCCCAUAAGCCGUUGUCCGCCCAGAAACGAUCCACGCGAACGAUGAAAUCGAAACAACAAAGGGCCAUUUCUGUUGAAUAAUUACAAGCCCGUUUUUGAAAUUACAUAUCGCGUUCCUUUUUGUUUGCCGAGCACACGCCCGUUCGGAUUUUCAAUCAUCCAAACGAAACACGAAUAGCGAAAAGAAAAUAAACGAGAGAAAAAAAGAACGCUGCUACUAAAACGUCAUAGCAAUUUUCAUUUCUCGUUUCGCGUCCCCUAUUCUCCCCACACGCGUAAUCUGUUUUUCUAGGCGGAAAAAAAAAGUAUCAAAAAUGCAACGAGGGAGUUGGAAAUCGCGCUUUCGUUUCAUUUCCCUGCUCGUUUCUCUAUUUGUAUAGUUCUUUUUGACUAAGAGAUCUUCACUUGAAAACGCACAAUCACAGACGGAAUCGAGCGUGACACGGGUAAGAAUCGAUCACGAAAUGGAAAUCGACGAUAGAUUCGACUCGGAACGGUUAAACGGGUCGUGACGAUAACGUAGAGAUAGUUGAGUGUAAAUCAGAUGUUCCUGGCUGCUGGGUAGCCAGCUUGUAUAACACGAUAAUUUAGCUGAGGCAUUAUUGCACACGGGCAGGUGCAAAAUAUUUCAGCAAGUCGAAUUCCCGUGUACCGGUGCACAAAAACCGCAUAUACGUGUAAUCAAUGCCCGUGAUAAAUUUGAUUAUCAGCUGGACCGUGUAGAAGCAUUUCGAAAAUCGUCAAAUACCCAGCUUUUCAGAAACUCAAAUUCUCUAUGUUUUUCAAAGAAAAUUUGCAGCGGCUGUAAGUUUUAUUUUUCAAUGCAAUUAGUAUAAUUUAAUAAUGCAAUACUCUAUUUCUUUGGUACUUCAAGUGACAUAUUUGAUUUAAUACCAAAGUUGUUUAUAUUUUAAAAAGUUGUCCUUUCUCUCUUCUUUCUUACUUACUUACUUACUUACUUACUAUCAAUUUCUAUUUCUCGAAGAGCGAAAUGUUGUCGACUACUGGAAUUUGAAAAAAGUUACAUUUGCGAAUUAAUAGUAAACACUCGAUAGCUGAGCUUCCACGAUAAGAAACAUCCAUAAGAGGCUGAAACAGAGAAGUGGUCUGGAAAGUGCGUGGACGACAAGCUUUUUCAAUUUAAUAUUAUAAGUAGAUUUAAUAAAUUAUUUAGAAAAAAAGGUCAUAUCAAUUUGCUUUAAAAUGGCAUAUUGUUUUUAAAUAAUUCAAUUCCUUUUUUUUAGUUUCAUUUAACCAUUUCUGUUCUUAAUUCAAAAAUUUUGUAAAAACUCAUUUGCAUUCUUUUAGUUCUAAGUGACUGAUUUUUAAUUACAAUUUUGUGCAUCAAAAGAAAAGAUUUAAUCCUAAAUCUAAACCAAAAUUGACGUUUCACUAUAAUAAAAGUUGCUGAGUUUUACGGCUGCAGAAACACAAACUAUGUGAUUCAUAACUACCGACUAGGUACUAAUCCCUGGGAAGCUAAAAUCGAACAUCCGAUUGCUUUUCCAUGUUUGCCUGAACAUUUACUGCGCCUCGGAUGAUUGUGUUUGUUUUACCGAUUGUGUCCGUUGGAACGAUGGUAGCUUUGGAAAUAUUUUCACACCAUUUCGUUCUUUAAUGAAACUCGCGUCUACAAGAAGCACGUUUCAACGAUCAAAAUAAACGGGAAAGAAUUUUCUAAUGCAUCAAACAUGAGAUCCUUUCAUUGAUUUGUUCAAGCACAUAAAGACCCUCCUUUUGUCGUCGUCUUCGGAUCCUUAAUUGUCAUUCGAUCGAACAAGCAAACGACAAGAUUUGUACGACGUGUUCUAUAAUAUCCAUCGUCUGUAACAGAGAUAGGCAUCAUAAAAUAAUAAGCUCUAGGUGACAUGUAAAAUUGCUAUCGUGGUUAGUUUGGCUCACAAUGCAUUACUUUAUUUUCAAAAAUUCUUCUGAUGCCUGUCUUUGAAUUACGCCAUUUAUGAGUGAGAAUGUUUUCGUAUGCAUGACCGUGUACUACGUUCGUUUGUAUGGAUGUUAUUCGAGUACGGAUAAAGAAAUACCCGUGUAAUGCGUUUGAUAAAAGAAUAAAUAAAUAAAGUAAGUAAGUUAUAAUUAAGUAACGUAAUAUAAGGAAAACAAAGUAAUCUGAAUUUAGUAAAAAGUAAGUCAUACUCGACUCGUUUCGACGAUCGAAAAUCAACAAGUUGAAUAAUUUCCGUUAAUUAAAGCUGUGACAAAUGUGAUUAGAUGAAUUUUGAAAUAUUUAUUGUUUAUGUGUACUAAUGCGUACAUGAAUUGUUUUAUUUUUAUAUUUGAAAUUUUAUAUUUGCGAGCUUUUGGGCGGCCCUAUUAAAAAUUUUCCAUUCUAAAUUUUUAAUUCAUUAAUAAAUUGAUAGAUAUGCAUUCAUGUUGAUAAGUAAAUUCUCGUGUAACGUCUGUGAUCAAUUACUAAUUAAUUAAUUUUUAAUUAUGAUAUCUAUCGAUCUUGAUUUUCGAGCGAUACAUCGUUGACCCGAGUGUAUAUGUAAAAAAUGAAGAAUGUUCGUGUAAAAUAGACCUGCACAACCCGCUGCCCCUUUGGAUAAUGACAAACUAAUAAUCACGCGUUGUUUUAAUUAAUCUAAAUUAUUGCUAAAUUCAAUUAAUAAUUUAAUUAUUAAUUUUAAUCUAGAAUAUUAUAAAAAUAUAUCUUUUUUUUUUUUUUUAACGUGGGGAAAUCUUGCAUAAGACACAAUAGUGGCACCCCUCUGCCUGGGAGGCGCAAUUUUGUGCAGGUCUAAUGUAAAGUUUUCAGCUCGAUAUACUUGCUCAUCGCUAAUCACUCAUCACCCAUAGUAAUAUAAUAUAUCCAAGAUAAAGUAAAAUAAAAGUCAUGUCUAUAAGCAUCUAUAAGCGGUACUAUUAAUGGUCAUUAAUACGAAUAAUAAGGGACAAACGUUGUUGUAAGGGAAUACCAUUUCGAGAGAGAUAAGAGAAAUGAAAACAGAAAAAGAAAUAUAGGAAAUCCAUUUAAUGUCGGUAUUCGCUGUUCACUAUUUGUAAGUUUCGAAAAGGUAAAUACAAUAAAAUUCAUAGUACCUAAUUAACCUUGCAUUUUUUGUCGAAUUGACCUUGCAUUCCUUUUUUAACAUGUUACAGUAACAAAUCUGCACCUUCCCCAGCCAAAAAAAUGUGGACUGACGCUACAAUUUUUUAAUUCAAAAUUUUUAAAAUUACAGAAUUAUAGAUUUUCAAAAUUUUAAAUUCUCCAAAUUUCACAUUUUCUAGAUAUACUCGAAUAAUUAAAGGAAUAUAUAUAAUUAUAAAUGGAAUCGUCAAUCUGAUAUUUUGCGCACAACAGACACCUCCAUUACGAUUUUAUAUUUUCGUUCCAUUUAGAUUUUCUGUUCUUUUAUCACUUUCCCUUCGUGUUCCUUCGCCAUUUUGCGGUUGGAACAGAAACAAAAAAGGAUAGUACCUUUCCGUCAUAAUUUCGCAUCCCGAUGCCACGAAACUACUGUGUCGCGGCUAGAAUCUCUGGAUGCAUACCGGUGGUUGGCCAUGUAUCAUUGUGACACCGCUUCGCUGGCUGAAUUUAAAAAAAAAAAAAAGAACAAACCGGAGAAACGAAUGGCGUGGGUGCGUUUCGCGGACGUCUGACCCUUCAACCAGACCAUACUACCUUCGAGUUUCUGCCGAUUUGUUAGAAACAGUAAUGUUUCACCAAGAAUUAUUGCUGAAAGAAGAAAUUAAAUUUACAGUAGAGUAAAUUGGAGAACACUAUACAUAUGUACCGGUUAAUGUUUUGUGAAAUAAAGAAAGAAUGUUAUUCUU
This is a messenger RNA of Osmia lignaria (orchard mason bee), 7660 nucleotides long. RefSeq names its product opioid-binding protein/cell adhesion molecule. Gene Ontology annotation, cellular component: neuron projection membrane. Gene Ontology annotation, biological process: synapse organization. Lineage: Eukaryota; Metazoa; Arthropoda; Insecta; Hymenoptera; Megachilidae. The record is from RefSeq and is a predicted model, not a curated record.